Molecule: messenger RNA, 2708 nt
Organism: Triticum dicoccoides
Lineage: Eukaryota; Viridiplantae; Streptophyta; Magnoliopsida; Poales; Poaceae
Exons: 3
Coding region: 146-1165 (339 amino acids)
Source: RefSeq, a predicted model, not a curated record
AGCGUAAAGAAUCGCCCCCCGUUCGUUCCUCAUAGAAACCCUAAGUUUGGCGGAGGCGGAGACUGCGGCGGCGGCGGCGAGAAUACCAGACGGCAAGCCUGGUUAGCAAUCUCAAUCAACCAAAAAAGUAAGAGAAGAGAGAUCGAUGGCGGGUGGCGGCGGGGGAGGAGAGGUGAGGACGCCUCGGGAGAUGGAUCGGAAGCUGCAAGUUCCUUCCGAAGCAGAGAUCCUGAGCAUGGAGAUUGCAUCCCUGGCGAACUUGCUCAGGGAGAAGCAGUCUGACAUUCUUCAAUUCGACCCUGAGAUCGCGAGGAAGAUCAUGUCCCUGAGGAGCGAGAUCACGUCCGGAUUCAUAUCCAACUCCGAGCAUGUAUAUUUGCCCCACGGCGGUGAGGACGAGGGUGAGCGCCUAAACUGCUUAUUCAGUCAUAUAUUGCAACGGACGGAUGCCUUGUGCGACGAGAUGGCAUCCAUGGCAUCUAUUCUGGCCAAAAUUAGUGUCCCCGUUAUCUCCUAUUACAAGGUCUUCGAUCAGUUAAACGCCGCGCAGAGGUUAUCUAAGAUCUCCCUGGAUAUACUACAUUCAACCGCGAAUGCAGAUAAAAAGAUGGCUGACCAAAAUGUUGAGGACCAGAGGACCGAGGAGGACAAAAGCAAAUCCAGCACCCACUGUUUUGAGAACCAGGGAACCAAGCAACAUGUGGAUGCAUCGGUAACAGAUCUGACAACGGGCCUUUGUAAAUCAAACAUGGAAACGCCGCAGAUGGCUGCCUACUGUCCUGAUGGCCAGAUGACUGAUGAGGAGGAUGUACAUUUCGUGGCAGCGGAUCCUAUAAGUGGCCUUUGCGACCAGGCGACUGUCCACUCCUACGAGAACCAGAGUAACAAGGAGUACAUGGAGAUGAUUGAUCCCAUGACAGAUAAAGGCCAAUCAAGCACGGAGACGCAUGCGUCGAGGAUGAUGGACGGGGGCAAUUCAAGCAGCGAAGGCAAAUCAAGCAAUGAAGGCCAAUCAAGCACGGAGACACAUACGUCGAGGAUGAUGGAUGAGGGCAAUUCAAGCAAUGAAGGCAAAUCAAGCAAUGAAAGCAAAUCAAGCACAAAGGCAGUGGUGAUGGUGCUGGAUUCCGAUGAGGAGCAUGAAGUGCGGGGUAUGGCAAUGUGAGGAGGAGGAGGACAAGGGGAAGAUGACCCCGGAGGAUUUAGCGAUGGCUGACCAAUUUGAGAAGUUGCUAUUAGAGAUGCAAGCCAACUUUCUCAAAGUCCAGGAGCAGGAUGAUAAGGACACGCCAAACUGGAUCUCUGUCUCACAUCAGGACGAGGCAGAGGAGAUGGAGAUGGAGGACAGGUUGUUUGCUAGACGCCGUAAAGGCUGGGAAUCUGCAUGGGGAGACCGCAGUGACUUCGAAGACAUGACCUUAUUGAGUCCUAUGCACUUUACACAUUGCACGCUGGGACUGAUCCCCUACACUGCUACCACUGUGAGCGCCUUGCAGAUCUACUCUGUCAAGAUUGUUGAAACAAAGGGAAAGUUGAAGUGGCCACUCUAUGUCUACGGGGUCGUCGCUGCCUGAGAUGCCGUAGAUCACAACCGUAACAUUCUCUUCGCUCGGCAAAGGGAUGACUACCAAGAACUCACUCUAGAGGAUCCUUUUUUGCACCUGACUGGCCCAUCUCGUGCGAUUGUGGCUGUGGACAAUGUUGACUUCGAAAUCCAACUCAAAGUAAAGGGCACAACAUGGUCUGGUGACAAAGCAUUGAUCAGUCACUUCCAGACUUACCCUGGUGAUCGUGAAGGUUCAGAUAGAGCGCUCUUUAGCAACUCCUUUUGCACGGUAGAGUUAAGCUUUGAGCGACUUACAGAAACCGUCCAAGCUACUAUCUUGAGUGUCCGUGUUGUUGAAGGGCGGCCAUCACCUUUUGAAUACGGCGGCCGGAUUAUGUGCUCCUCACCACCACAGGAAGUUAAGGACCCCCUAUCCAGGCAUGUUGUGUUGGUUGAUUCUCAUGAAUUUGAUGGAGAAAUGCCAAUGGGCUCAGCUGGUUACGUUGAUCUGUCAAGGCAAGUUGUUUCUGUAGAACUGGGACAUAACCUGCGAUUUGUCAUACAAGCUUACUCACAAUCUGGUGCCAUUGCUAGGCAAAGCUGUCUCACGUUUAGGACCAAAUAUUGCAACAUAAGUCGAGGUAUAUGUGAGAUUGGUGACUCUAAGGUGGAGAUUACUGUUGCUUGGUCCCAGCUUAUCAAGAACAAGAUGGAAAUCCUCUAAGGACAUGUUUGAUUGUUCUUGUGGCUAUGGAGUAGAUCCGGCUUGAUCCCUACUCCAUCUUCGACCGGUACUUCCGCGAGAAGGACGACAAGGGCGUUGGGAAGUGCAAGGGCAGCCGUGGAUGAUCUUCUCCACCAUAGCCAAACAUGCCAAAUUUUGGUAGUCCGAUGGCAUGUUAUAGUAGCUGGACGAUGUAACAUCGUUUACGUAGUUGCAUGGGUUUGCAUGAAUUUGAGAUAUGCUAAUUGAGGUGCCUGGUUGUGGGAUUGGAAAUUUGUCAGACGCGUCCGCGGGCGUUUGAAGGGUCGGAUUUGUCAAGUCUGGCUGUAGAUACUCUUUACAGAUGGUAAAAGUGAUUGAUGCCACCAAUAUAUGGGCACUUUGUUGCUCGAAGCUACAAACCGAAAAAAUGGUGUGUCGUACGUACAUGAUUUUAGA